CUCAUAAGCUGCCAACCUAUUGAUCGAUUUGUCACCCACCCAUCCACUCAUCUUAUCCUCGGGAUCUCUAGGGGGCAACUUGAAAACACACGCCCGAACUCACCUCAAGAGACGCUGCUCUUUCCUCCUCGCUAAUUCCACAACCUCCACCCAAACAUCGUCUUCACGUUAUCCAACCUCCACACUAAACUCAAAAAACCACCUGCGACAACAUGCCUGCCCCCAGGAGACUCAAGUGCUCGCUCACCGAGUGCAGGCUUCCCGCAGCACCCAUCACAGGCGAUUGUACUUUCUGCGACGGUCACUAUUGCAGCAAGCACCGACUAUUAGAGAGCCACAAGUGCAAGAACCUCGAAGAUUGCAAGAAGGAAGCGUUCGAGGCAAAUGCCCUGCAGCUCGAGAAGGAGCGGACGCGGGUCAUCAGAGGCGUAUAAUGGACGGCCCCAUCAGCGCCAGCGUCGGCGUCAGCGUCAAAGUUGUCAAGGGCAACUUCUUCACUCGUCUUCUAUCGUUGGGUCCGAGCUCAGUAUAUCGUCAGAUAAUCUAUCUGAAAGGAUAGAGAGCAACAAGUUGCCGCAACGAGAAGCGGUGGCAAACUAUUACGAUUCGAUCACCGGUAUCGGCGAUACCAUCGAACGGUUUAAAUGAGCAACGAAUACAGCGACGAACUAGCGCACGGCAGCCGUCCGGUUCCUUGCCCCCCCUCGACGGUGACGCUGAGCAAGCAGGGUGGCAACACUCACCCGAGAGUUUCGGGCGAUGCCACUAAUCACCCACCCUUUGCUGGCAACUCUUGCUUUUGCAUUGCUUUUUUUACCUCUUCAGGCGGGCGUCUGAUAUUUGGUCGGGAAUUCUUCAUUUUGAGGAUUGGCGCUUGGGGGAGCGCUCACAUCCGGCAACACAUUGGAGCAACAGGGUUUUGCAGCAUCAUCUCUGCACGGCGUCAAUGGACCUGGUUCAUCUUCUUUUGCUCGCUGUUUUAUGCACGCGGUUCUCAGUCUCUUCGCGUGGAGGAGGGAAGAGGUUAGCCGAGGGGUAGCUUACCGUGGUCAUGGUAUUAGGUGCGGAAUAGAUUAUGAUUUACAUACAGAUGUGGUAGCCGUCUUGGAACGGCUGGCUGGGUCAUGACCGGUCGGCGAACCGGGCUGUGGGCUCGUUUCAAAGCCGGAAAUCUUGAACCUGAAUAUCGGGCAAAGUACAAAUAAAACAUUUGUCCAACGAAUAAG
Molecule: messenger RNA, 1226 nt
Organism: Neurospora tetrasperma FGSC 2508
Lineage: Eukaryota; Fungi; Ascomycota; Sordariomycetes; Sordariales; Sordariaceae
Exons: 2
Coding region: 213-434 (73 amino acids)
Molecular function (GO): zinc ion binding
Source: RefSeq, a predicted model, not a curated record